AUGAACACGCUGCCCUAUACCCAGCACUUCUGGAAGAGUCUGGUCAGCUCCACCGGGAACUGCUCACUCUCCAGCAGCACCAGAAUGGUGCUCCCCUGCGUCAGCGGCUAUUUUAGCCAUUCUGGCAGAUCGGCGGGGGUGGGGAGCACCUUCGGGUCAGCCUUUCCUCCUGAACCUUUGCUCAACUCCCUGCUGCUCCGAACGCAGCUCAGCUGUCACCUGGAAGCCGGCCGGGAGUCCCGCUGGGCCCACGCCUCCGCAGUGCGCCCCCAAAGACACCGAGCUUCCACGGGCACCCGCUUGGAGAAGAGGCAGUCUGUCUCUCUGUCUGUCUGUCUGUCUGCCAGACCCGCCUGGGGACUCCUGGCCCGCUCCUUGGCCGCCCGAAGCACCCAGCUGGGCGCAGCCCUCCGGGACCUUUGGCGACAGACGCUCGGGUUACCCCCGGGCAGCCGGCUCCUCAACGGCUCCGGCACCACCUCCGAGUUAGCCGAGGGGGAAGCAGCCGCACCAGCUCCCGCUUCGUCCCCGCCCCUCGGGGAGACCCGACACCCCCCACCUCUGUCUACCGCCCUUAAGACCCAGCCUCCCGGGUCCUCCGGCCCCCGGGCCCCGGACUACCACCUGGUCGGGAUCAGCUUCUUUAUCCUGGGGCUGGGCACUCUCCUUCCCUGGAACUUCUUCAUUACGGCCAUCCCGUACUUUCAGGGGCGGCUGGCAGAGACCAACCACACCACGGGGACCCUGGGCACCAACCACACAGGCCCUCCAGACACUUUCAACUUCAACAACUGGGUGACACUACUGUCCCAGCUGCCCCUGCUGCUCUUCACCCUCCUCAACUCCUUCCUGUACCAGUGCAUCCCCGAGAUGGUGCGGAUUCUGGGGAGCCUGCUGGUCAUCCUGCUGCUCUUUGCUCUGACGGCGGCGUUGGUCAAGGUGGACAUGAGCCCUGGGCCUUUCUUCUCCAUCACCAUGGCCUCUGUCUGGUUCAUCAACUCCUUCUGUGCAGUUCUGCAGGGCAGCCUCUUCGGGCAGCUGGGCACCAUGCCUUCCACCUACAGCACCCUCUUCCUCAGCGGCCAGGGCCUGGCUGGGAUCUUCGCUGCUCUUGCCAUGCUCAUGUCCAUGGCCAGUGGCGUGGAUGCCCAGACCUCCGCCCUGGGGUACUUCAUCACACCCUGCGUGGGCAUAUUCAUGUCCAUCGUGUGCUACCUGAGCCUGCCCCACCUGGAGUUUGCACGCUACUACCUGGUCAAGAAACCAUUGCAGGCGCAGGGUCAGGAGCUGGAGACCAAAGCUGAGCUCCUCCAGUCUGAUGAGAAGAACAGUAUUCCCAACAGCCCCCAGAAGGUAGCCCUGACUCUGGACCUGGACACUGAGAAGGAGCCAGAGCUGGAGCCAGAGGAGAUCCAGAAGCCAGGAAAACCUUCCGUUUUCAUUGUCUUCCAAAAGAUCUGGCUGACGGCGCUCUGCCUUGUGUUGGUCUUCACAGUCACCCUGUCUGUCUUCCCCGCCAUCACAGCCAUGGUGACCAGCUCCACCAGCCCUGGGAAGUGGAGUCAGUUCUUCAACCCUAUCUGCUGCUUCCUGCUCUUUAACAUCAUGGACUGGGUGGGACGGAGUCUGACCUCUUAUUUCCUAUGGCCAGAUGAGGACAGCCGGCUGCUGCCCCUGCUGGUCUGCCUGCGUGUCCUGUUUGUGCCGCUCUUCAUGCUGUGCCACGUGCCCGAGAGGUCCCGGCUGCCCAUCCUCUUCCCGCAGGACGCCUACUUCAUCACUUUCAUGCUGCUCUUCGCAGUUUCCAAUGGUUACCUGAUGUCCCUUACCAUGUGCCUGGCGCCCAGGCAGGUGCUGCCGCACGAGAGGGAGGUGGCCGGCACCCUCAUGACCUUCUUCCUGGCCCUGGGGCUCUCCUGUGGAGCUGCCCUCUCCUUCCUCUUCAAGGCGUUGCUCUGAAGUGCUCCGUCCAGGGCUCGCCCACAGCUCUCUCUUCACUACCCCUUCAGAGCUGAGACCCCUGUGCAGGGGGAAUGGCGAGCCGGGCCCAAGCCUCUGCUGGGCUGGUGCCCCUCAGUCUGCAAGUGCCAGGUGGAGGUGGGUGCUGCUCUCCUUCCCGGGCUGGUAUCCAUCGGGGAGCUGCAAGGAAGAUUUCACCAGCGGUCAUUCUAACCCCCACCCAGCAAUGGAGCUGAAUCACACAGACAGACUCUUCAGAGGCACACGAGACCUCACUGCACAGGUGCCGAUCAGGGAAAAGAGGCCCAAGGACCGUGGCCCUUCCUCCCCAUCGAGAGUACAUUUGUCAAUUUCAAGAGACGCAUUUGCUAAUCUGUGGGGACUGGAGGCCACCAGCAGGGUCUUGCCACGGGUGUGGCUGAUGUGGCCCAGCCUCGGGUUCAGAGCGGGAGUAGGGGCCAGCCCAGGGUAGGAGCUCCUCCCCUCCCUGGUGCCCAGCAACUCCAUGAUCAGAGGAUGCCUGAUAGCAGCAGGGAGACGAACAGGCAUUAGGGAUCUGAAGGUACUCAAAGGGUCCUCCGGGCCUCAAACAGUGUUUGGACGCUGUCCCCGCUCCCCAGAGCCCAGCUGGGCCUGGGUCCUGGAGCUGCGGGUGGCCUACAUGUGUGCACCAUGCUUGACUUUUUGCAAAGCUCCUUCACACCCGUUCUCUCACUGAAGCCACGUUGAGACACUUGAGGCGAGCCAGGCAGGGACUGUGCUGGCCCUUUGUACAGGUGAGGAAACCGAGUCUCAGGGGGAAGUGACCUGGUCCGUGGCCCAGCCGGGACCCAGCCCCCACCUCCCUCCUCCCUGUAGGUGCUGUUCUUCCUGCCCACUACCUGCUUCCCCUUCCCUCACGAGGCUCGAGGCAGGAGUCCUAAGCACUUGCUCCAUAUCUUUGCUGUUUUCCUUCCAAAUCUGCUCCUGGGUCUAAUAACAACCUUCUUCAUUUGUA
This is a messenger RNA of Hyaena hyaena (striped hyena), 2956 nucleotides long. It is a transcript of the gene SLC29A2, whose product is annotated as solute carrier family 29 member 2. Gene Ontology annotation, cellular component: plasma membrane; basolateral plasma membrane. NCBI's taxonomy places the organism in Eukaryota, Metazoa, Chordata, Mammalia, Carnivora, Hyaenidae. The record is from RefSeq and is a predicted model, not a curated record. Gene Ontology annotation, molecular function: nucleoside transmembrane transporter activity. The transcript has 14 exons. The coding region runs from base 1 to 1959 and encodes 652 amino acids. Gene Ontology annotation, biological process: nucleoside transmembrane transport; uridine transmembrane transport; guanine transport.